UUUGUCUAGUUGCACAAGCCCUACAUCUAAGGACCCCUUCCCUUAUAGGCGUAUCACUUUUGAGUGCUGCCGUGCUGGGAAGUCUCGAUCUAGAGGAAACGGCAUCCGAAACAAGCAGAGGUAUCUUGCGACAGGAUGCCUAUGCAAGGUGUCAGUUUCUUUAAUUGUGGAACCGAUGCCUCAUUAUAAAGUUCACAGCAUGGUAGAGGGCCACAACCAUCCCGAAGGGCCAGGGUUCGAAAUGUGGUAUCCGCAGAACAGGCUCCUAAACAAGGCUGAAAAGAAAGAAUUUGAAGACGUCCUUUCAUGCAAUGUUAAACCAAAGGAUUUGAAAGAGUUGGUAUUUAAAAAGACUGGAAAGCAUAUUACAUCGCAAGACGUUAGGAAUGUAAAGCAUGAAAAUGUGAGGAAAAUCGAGAAUAGUCUGCAUCAUGGUUCUCUCUUGUUAAAGCAAAUGGAAGAUUUAGUUAAAAAAUGUCCUGGUUGGAUUGUACACAUUGAAAAGGAUUCUAGCAAUCAGCUUUUGUUUGUAUUAUUUCAGUCUAACUUAAUGAGGCAGUUCACAGAAAAUUAUUCAGAGGUAUUAUUUUUCGAUGGCACUUACAAGGUUAAUAUUGAAGGUUAUAUUCUUCAUUCAGUACUCUGCGAGGACAGCACAAGCCAUGGGAGACCGAUCUGUUACAUGUUUGUGCAGCGGGAGACUAAAGAAAUUCUUCAAGCAGCUAUAGCGAAGUUCCUCGAUUUAAAUCCUGCUGUGGUGUCGAAUUGUAAUGUAGCGGUGAUGGAUAAGGACCUUAAUGAAAUGAAUAUUCUUGCACAGCUGCUACCAAAUUGUAGAAUUUUGCUAUGCUCUUGGCAUGUGGUAAAGUAUCUGCACCAAAGAGUUUCGCAACUUUGUUCUAGCAGAGUCGACAAGCAAGCCGUUAAGUCUCUCAUAUCAAAGCUAGUUUUCUCUUAUGAUGACAAUACUUACCAGGAACUCUUGGAAGAGCUUGAAAAUGAAAUGCAAAAGGAGCUUGAAAGUGAAAAGCAAAAAAAGUCCAGCUUUCUUGAGUUUUAUUAUAAAAAUUGGCACGACUGUAGGGAGAUGUGGGUGCAUGCAUACCGUCGUAACAUCUAUACCUUUGGGAAUAACACUAACAACAGAAUGGAAAGCCACAAUCAAAAGAUAAAGCAGUUUAUGCACCAGCGUAUGCAUUUAGUUGAUGCUGUCAAAGCCUUGGUUCAAUAUGUAAACCAUGAUACUUUAUCUGUUAGCUUUGCACAAUUCCAAGAAACCAUGCUGUGCCUUGACACACGAAAAAUUGAUGCAUUUCAUAUUCAGGUAUCUACCAACUGUACAGGAUAUGCUAGCAACUUAAUUUAUAAGGAGUAUGAAUCUUACUCAAAUGGAAAUCUUGCAUAUUGUAUGAAUAAUGGACAGCAUACAGUCAAUAGUAAAAGUAAUUGUUACAUUGUUUCACAGGAUUUAACUGCCUGUACAUGCACAUUCCAAAAUCAGUUCCGGCUUCCUUGUAGACAUAUCUUUGCUGUUAGAUCUAAUCUUUCAGUGGAUCUUUUCGAUGUCAAAUGUGUUGCAUUUCGGUGGUUAAAGUCUGGCUUUGUUGAAACUGAUGUAGAUACUGCACAGGCAGUAGCGCAAAAAAUUAGUUUGAAUGUAUCAACGAAAGGAAAUCCCAAACUGGACACGACGGAAUCAAAGUAUAAUUACGCUUUAAGUGAGCUCUCGGAAUCAUGCAAAAGCAUAGCAAACACUUUGGCAUGCUGUGGUAAAUCUGAGCUGCUGGAAAAGUUAUCUGAAAUAAAGAGUUUUUUUAAUAACCUGAUAACCUAUCCUAGGAAUAAGACUUCCAAAACAGUAUUCAAUCAAGAUGAACAGCAGGAUUUGAAGCAGGCUCAUUGCAAGGAUGAAGAUGAGCUAAAUGAAGAAGGGUCAUUUGGUAGUGAGGAUGGCAUUGUAGAGAGCCCUGCUAGUAUUCCAAGCAUUAAAAGGGAGGAAAUUUGCGAUUCGAGCACUGUUGAGCGUACGCAAUUAAAGCAGCAUUUUGUGGACCACAAUUAUUGCAAAAGUUUAGACAUGAAUACAAACUCUUCAGACAUAAUUACUCUGUCUCCAGAACCGGAAUUUCAUAAUGAAAGAAAACGUGCUGAAGUUUCACAUACUGUUGUAGAUCUGACCUGUGAUGAAGUAUUGGAUAAAGACGUAUUGAUUGUUCCAUUGAAUAAGUCUCCUCGUGGUAGGCCCAGUAAAAGAAAGCGCCAACCAACUCCCUCCAACAAGGCCAACACAAUCGAUAUCAAAAGCAUAAUACUGCUGAGAUGA
Ixodes scapularis (black-legged tick) is the source of this 2323-nucleotide messenger RNA. RefSeq lists its product as uncharacterized. Lineage: Eukaryota; Metazoa; Arthropoda; Arachnida; Ixodida; Ixodidae. The record is from RefSeq and is a predicted model, not a curated record. The transcript has a single exon. Gene Ontology annotation, molecular function: zinc ion binding. The coding region runs from base 176 to 2323 and encodes 715 amino acids.